UCACUCUUCACUGUACUAAGUAGCUACCUUCUGUUUGGGUUUGGUUCCCGCACUGAACCUUAUCUUCACACUUAUCACCAUUUCCUUCACUCACCACAAUGGCCACCAAUGCUGACCCAAAAACCACUCCACUCUCCGACUCCGACUCCGAUUCCGACUCCUCCUACGACUCCGACUCCUCCUACGGCGAAGAAGUCGACGACCCAGAAUUCCGCCGCGCCUUCAGCUUCCGCCGCGGCGACGAGCCUCUCCGCCCGGCCGACCCGGAGACCAACUUCAAGGACUUCGCUGAAGUCCUCGACAGCAGCGUGGUUCAGGAGGUUCGGGAUGAAGAUGACCCUGCGUUUGUGGAGGACUACAACCCCUUUGACUUCCCGCCGGACCCUGAGAACUGGGCGGAGGAGGAUUUGAGGGAGCUUUGGGCUGAUGGGCCGAAGGAAAUUGGUGGGACUGGUUGGGACCCUGCUUGGGUUGAACAGGAUGAGUGGGAGUAUGUGUUGGAGGAGAUUGCUGAGGGGAGACAUCCUCCCAUUGCUCCGUUUUAUCUUCCUUACCGGAAGUCUUACCCGCCUAUACCGGAUAACCAUUUCGAUAUCGCGAGCCCGAAGGCGGUGAUUGAAGAAUUGGAUAGGAUUGAGGAGUUUCUCAAAUGGGUUAGCUACAUUUUUGAAGAUGGCAGCUCGUAUGAAGGCACUGUUUGGGAUGACUAUGCUCAUGGAAAAGGUGUUUAUGUCUCUAAAGAUGGGCUAGUCAGAUAUGAAGGUGAAUGGCUUCAAAACGAUCCAGAGGGUCAUGGUGUAGUUGAAGUUGAUAUACCUGUUAUAGAACCUGCUCCUGGAUCCAAGCUUGAAGCAAAGAUGCGAGCAGAAGGAAAGAUAAUAGCAAGGGAUUUUAUGUCCCCAGAAGACAGAGAAUGGCUAGAGAAGGAUAUUGAAGAUAGUUAUCUUCUUGCAAAUGGGACCUAUGAAAUCCCCUUCUAUGAAAAUGAUGAAUGGGUUAGGCAAUUCGGAAGCAAGCCAGAGAAAGGUCGCUAUCGUUAUGCUGGUCAGUGGAAGCAUGGAAGGAUGCAUGGAUGUGGUGUAUACGAAGUUAACGAGCGUAUCUUAUAUGGUAGAUUUUAUUUUGGAGAAUUGUUGGAUGAUGACGAGGGAUGUGAUGACCAAGCUUCAGGGGUGCAUGCUGGUAUAGCAGAAGUUGCUGCUGCAAAGGCUCGCAUGUUUAUUAACAAGCCAGAUGGAAUGGUUAGGGAAAAGAGAGGUCCAUAUAAUGAUCCACAGCAUCCAUACUUUUAUGAAGGAGAGGAUGUAUGGAUGGCGCCUGGCUUCAUUAACCAAUUUCACGAAGUCCCUGAUUACUGGAAAACAUAUGUGCAUGAAGUAGAUCAGGAAAGAGAAAUGUGGCUCAACUCUUUCUAUAAAGCUCCUCUGAGGUUACCUAUGCCAGCUGAACUUGAACACUGGUGGUCCAAUGAUGAGAAUCACGAGCCUCCCGAAUUUGUACUUAUUAACAAGGAACCAGAGCCUGAUCCCGAAGACCCAUCAAGGCUAAUAUAUACUGAGAAUCCUCUCAUCCUCCACACACCAACUGGAAAUCUUAUCGAUUAUGUUGAGGAUGAGAAAUACGGAGUUCGUUUAUUCUGGCGACCACCUUUGGAAAAUGGCGAGGAUGUGGACCCAGAAAAGGUUGAUUUCCUCCCCCUUGGUUAUGAUGAGUUUUUUGGACGAGAUACAAAGAAAGAAAAGGGGAACAUAUGGUUGCGUUUUAUACUUGGAAUUGAAAAUGCAUGCAAGCCAUGGUUUGAUAAAAUAGAUAAAUGGGUUGAAGAGCAGAAGAAAAAAAGAGAAAUGGAAAUGGAGGAACUUGAGAAGGAACUUGAACUGGUAGAAGCUGAAGUACGUCUAAAAGAGGCCAUGGAGGAGUUGGAAGACGUAUUGCGCAGACAAGAGAAAGAAGAGGAAAAGAAGGCGGAAAUGGGCUUGCUAGAUGAAGAUGAAGAUGAAGAUGAAGAAGCAACUUCUGUAACAAAACUAGAUGAAGAUGACACGACUUCUGUAACCAAACAAGAUGAAACUGCUCCUGCAGUGGAAGAAGAGGAAGAGGAGGAAAGGGAUGAGGAUGAGGAGGAUGAUAUCGCACAAUCAAGUUUUGGGUCUGUCGAACAGGGACAAACUACAAAUCAACAGAAGGGAAAACCUGGGAAAUCACCAUUUUCUACAUCUUCACUCAUGUUUGCUUCUUGCAGCCUCAUCUCCGUGGUUCCAUCCAAGCUGCAACAAUCAUUUUCAUUCUGGAACAAGGGCAGAUCAAAGCCGGAGCUGGUUUGUUCGAGGCACACUGAUGGCUUCAGCAAUGUGAAAACAGUUGAAUCAGUCAGUUUCCGCCCGGUGAUUGGCCUGAAGGGUCGGUUGAAGGCCGUCGGCAUAACACAUGGGAGAGUCAGUGUAAGAAGCUGUUCAGGUGGGAAUCAGACUCGAUCAUGUUCAUUGGCUUCUGCAGAUUCCCAUAACAACUUAAAGGGACCAAGAGUGAGUGGUGACCUGUGGUUGCAUGGGGCACCUGAAAGGGAUUUAGACAGCAUACUGUCUAUGCAUUCCUCUACGUACAAUUUUGAAACAACAUAGACAGAUUGUCUUAUAAUCAUGUCAUGUCUAUUUUAGAUCCACCAUAUCUGAAGAGAGGUUCACUUGAAAUUUAUUUGAAGGCCGUUCUUAUUGUUCUGUAGGCCUUUCUGUACCAAAUAGGAACUCAGCAUUAGCUUUUGCUGAGGGCAGAGAGACACAAAAUCCGAUGCAACUGUGUUGUAAUAUUUUUGUUGUUCUAAGAUAAGCACUUGCUGAAAUAAUUGUUGUUGGAUGAAUAAUGUUUACAUUUGUAUUUUCUUGUUACUGUUUUA
Lotus japonicus is the source of this 2893-nucleotide messenger RNA. RefSeq names its product protein TIC 100. The transcript has 11 exons. NCBI's taxonomy places the organism in Eukaryota, Viridiplantae, Streptophyta, Magnoliopsida, Fabales, Fabaceae. Bases 99 to 2621 code for a protein of 840 amino acids. Gene Ontology annotation, cellular component: cytosol. The record is from RefSeq and is a predicted model, not a curated record.